Messenger RNA from Sitophilus oryzae (rice weevil), 3276 nucleotides. Its product is annotated as flocculation protein FLO11. The transcript has 17 exons. The coding region runs from base 243 to 2810 and encodes 855 amino acids. Lineage: Eukaryota; Metazoa; Arthropoda; Insecta; Coleoptera; Curculionidae. The record is from RefSeq and is a predicted model, not a curated record.
CGGCGGUUCUUUCUCUCCCACAAGAGUCGGCGGUACUUCGUAUUCGGCUUCGGUCUUUCGCGCUGUAAGUGACUCUUGUGAAAGGUGCGUGACCAUACGCCAUUGAGGGUGCGCUUGGUACUGCUAUCUGACGACGGUACCACCCUCGAGGUACUACGACUCUUUUGUUUUGAAUUUCUCCAAUCUCUUCGUUACUUCGUCUCGGUUGAUUUAUAGGUGUGGACUAAAACGCUUCUACCGAGAUGAAUACUGCCUGGAUUUUUAUCUCGAUAUGCAUAGUUUCCUCUGCUGUGGCGUUCCCUGCUCAGGAAGCGAAACCGACGACAGAAGAGAAGCCGGAUCAAGAGUUCGUUUUUGUCCAGUCGUCAGGGUCAAAAGCCAAACCGAUCACCAGGAAGGACAAAACAGUCGAUAAGGAAAGACCAUUUGAGACAGCUCAUAAGCUUCCACCCUCGUUAACUUACGCUUUGAACGAUGAGGAAGAAGAAACGACGUCACUUGUCAAACUUAUCAAAAAGAGCGGCAAGAAGGUCCAUAAAAGGGCGGCACAAAAUGCCCCAGCUCCAGCACCUGCAGGUGCUAUUAAACUUAAUGUCGCUAAGCUCUUAGAAAAGUACAAACAAGAGAUUAAAACCUCAACUACGGAAAAACCCUCUUCCACGGCUAAAACCACCAAAGCCUCUCGAAGAAGAAUCGCUAAUAAACGCACAAAAAAAGAGAUUAAAGCUGAAGACUCUGGUAUUUCUGCAACUAGCCCGAGUCCAGUUUUGACCACGUCCAAGAUCGCCCCGAAGAAUAUCGAUAUGGAUGUGGUUGGGGCUGCCAGUGAGAAACAGAGGUCCAGAAUUCAGAUUAAGAAAGGUCCUAAUGGGCAAGAGUAUGAGUAUGAGUACGUUUACUACUAUUAUGACGAGGACGAUGAGAAAGACAAGAUUACCAAUGCUCACGAUGGUCCUGCCAAAAACACCAUCUCCAGAAGUGACAAAAACAGAGAAAAGCCGACUCCAGAAGCAAACGAAGUAGUACCAUCCAGAGGCAAAGCCAGAGGCAGACAACUAGGUGAAGAUGAACCCGUCCAAGAAGAACGGUUACCAGCUAAUACUAGGUUCCCUCCAAGAAGCAGAAACUUGAACACAACUCCAGUACCAGACGAAGACGAUGAUUCUAAAGUAGCUGCUAGUAGAACAAGAACCAGGGGAAAAGCUACUACAGAGUCUUCUAACGCAGAAGAUGAUAACGUCUCUGAUGAGACUCAAGGUACCAGGGGUCGUACUAGAGCUAACGUGCGCCGCCCUUCGCUCGACCUCGUGGACAGCGAGACGUUUAACACGCACUCCGCCGCCGCCCAAUCCCCCAGCUUCCCCGCCCAACUACCCGCCGGACCGGUACGUUUUUUGGGCGCCACUCCGAACGAAUUCUACGACCUCCCCGAGGAUCCAGAAGAUAAAGAGCCCAGUCGUGAACCAGCUCCGGUAUCAGAAAAUACCGAGGAAACGAAAAAGCCUGUGCCAGAAAAUGGUGAACCAACCACCCCCAUGGCGGGCAUGGAAAAAGUUGCGCUAGAUUUGUAUGCUAUUUCUCAAGGAACUCAGAAACUGUUUGGUGAAGAUGGAACGGAGAUCAGUACUGAAGAUGGAAAGAGUACAGGAGAAACUGACGCUACCACUCCAGAGUCAUCUUCAACCGAAGAAAUCGAAACCACAACUCCAACUACCACAACUACAACAACUACUACAACACCAGCACCCACCACAACUACCAGAACUACAACCACAACUACCGAAGCCCCUACUAAAGCUAGCAGAUUCGGUGGCAGACGCACACCCCUUUCAGGUCGCAAAGGCGGCAGUACCACCACAACCGAAGCUUCUUCUCCCUCAGAAAAACCCAAAAAGUUCGGUAGACCCAGUGGCUCCUUUGGAGGUCGUCGCAACAAACCUACGCACGCACCGGCAGUUGAAGAAGACUCUCACAAGGAGGAAAGUAAACCAGUCAGUCAAAGUAAACCAGCAACUAGAGGAAGAUUCGGAGGUCCAAGGACACGUGGACGUACCACCGCUGCUCCCGAAGAGAGGAAAGACGAUUCUAGUACCUCUGCGCCAACGACCAAUCACAAACCUACCCUGCCGAGGUCUAGGCCUUCGUUUAACAGUUUGAAGGGUAGAGGAAGGACAACUACUUCUGCUCCUGCAUCCGAAGAAGCCCCUGCUGAUUCAGAACCUCAAGGCAGUUCAUCGGAACCUGUCAGUACAACUACUGCCAGAGCAAGACGUGUCCUUCCUGGAGCUACAGGCAAUAUAAAACCCCUCAGACCAGGACCAAGAAUCAACCUAGCUGGAAGACGCGGUGGUCAAACUACCACCACCACGACAGAAGCUAGCGCAGCUGAAAAUAACAGCGAAGCUGAAAAUGAAGAGGAAACUCACGUUGAAGCUGCAAGCGAAAAGGAUGAAGCUCCAGCUCCAGCUCCAGUAGACAACAGUCCACUGGGUCGUCUCCGCAACAAGCAAAAUCGCGUCAACGUUCAACCUAAAUCCAAGUCAACACCAACGGCUAGUGCUAGUGCUCAAGUGCAAGUGCGCAGAGUGAAUCCUUUGCUCGCCAGAAGAAGACCUGGAGCCACUACUGAGGCACCAUCGAGCGAAGCUCCUUCCAGUGAAGCUCCCGAAGAAGCUGAAGAAGCGGAAAUUGAGACUGAAGCAGCUCCCAGUUCAAGUACCACCACCGAAGAACCAAAAGGGCUCAGCAAACUACUGGCCGGUAGGAGACGCGCAGGCGCAAGAGUACCGGGUACCAUCAGCCACAAGUAAAACAAAGGCUGAACCAUUUUUGAACGAUAAAUUCUAGUGUGACAAAAAUCAGACUUUUUUGAAAUUCGAAAAAAAUAUUAAGAUAUCUCAUAGGUACCAUCAAUAAUUUAGCCUAAUAUUGUGUUGUGUGUUUUUGUAAACUCUGAUUUGUUUGCUCUUUUUUUGAAAAACAGAGUGAUAUAAAAAUGAUUAAUUUUUAUAUAGGGUGAUUCACGACGUUGCGUUGGUAGGUUAGACGUUUAAUGGUGACAUAUAUACAUAAAGGUCUAACCUAACAUCGUCAUGACUCACCCUGUAUAAAAUAGCGAGCUGUGACUUACAUUAUAAACAAACACCUUUCAUAGGAGACUCCCCCUAACUGCCUUUUAGGUUUUUCUAAAUUUUCUUGUACUGUACAUAAUCUAAGAACAAUAGUAUUUUUCUUACUACUUGUUUUCUCAUCAUUAGGUUUUUUUUAAAAACCUAA